Daphnia pulicaria is the source of this 2844-nucleotide messenger RNA. Its product is annotated as zinc finger protein 567-like. Gene Ontology annotation, cellular component: nucleus. The record is from RefSeq and is a predicted model, not a curated record. Bases 184 to 2793 code for a protein of 869 amino acids. NCBI's taxonomy places the organism in Eukaryota, Metazoa, Arthropoda, Branchiopoda, Diplostraca, Daphniidae. The transcript is spliced from 15 exons.
AACGCUUUGCUUAUUCACAUGGUUACCUAUUUUUAGAACAUGUCAAUGUCGGCUGCUACAGGCAAGUGACAACAAUUUACGUGCACGAAUGGCACGAAUGAGAGAUUCAAGUUUACUUUUUCUAUAACACAAGAAAAGAUUGAGAAAAGUGAUCAGCUAAUUUGUGUGCUUUUUAAUUUGAAGAUGGAUACUAAAUGUUAUGUUGAGGGUUGCAAAUCUGGACGUGAACCGUGCAAAGAAACAUUGUACUUUUUUAAGCCAAAAGAUAAGAACACUGUCGAGCUUUGGGAUAAAUUUAUUGGUCGUAAAGACCUAAAGUUGGAUACAAUUCAUUUGGUUUGUCACAAACACUUUGAGGAGGCAAAUAUUAUCAAAGUACCUGUCCAGCCACAGAAUCAAACUGGCCAGGCAAAUAAUGACAGACCACUGCCUCGUGAGAAACCCUGUGUAAAGCUUGCUGCUGGUGCAGUACCUACACUUUUAACUGGAAAGAUAGUAACAAAAGUAUAUCCCUCAAAGAUGGUUUUGGCAAGUUUACCACCAACAGUUACCAUUCCUCAAGUAGUUCAAAAAAGUGUUCAGCGUGAGCUUCCCCAGACUUUAAUUCUUAGACCAGUUCCAAGAGAAAAGGUCUUAAAUUCCAAGGAUGCUGUCAUCAGACCAAUUGUGAUUAACAAAACAAUGAAUUUACUUCAAAGUAAUGCUGUCCAAAUGUUGCAAAAGGUGCCACCAACAGCUCAACAAAUUACAACCCAGCAACCUUUAACAAACUGCCAGAAUGCUUUUAAUCAGCAGACUCCACCUGUGCGCCCUGUUAUUCAAAGAAUAGGCAAUAAUCCUGCUCAAAAAUUGGGAAAAGUCUCAUCAGCACCUCGUCAAAACAUUUUGAAUCCAAAAGAAGCGACCCUCCCAUUUUCGUGGUUUUGGCAAGAAGGAAGUCUAAAGGAACAAGAAUUCAUUUGCUCAAAAUUCAAAUGGUUGGAUGAAAACAAGUUCGAGUACACCAAAACUGUCAUCAUGAAUGGAGACACUGGUACCCUUCGUUACUUCCUUCGAGGUCAGGAAAUCCUAAGCGUAACUCCGUCUCCAUUCUCAACAAUCAAUCAGCUUAUCGAUCGUUUGCGAGUUUAUGACCAAAUUCCCGAGUGCAUGGGCUAUCCAGAACCGAAAUCGCAAAAAAAUUCCUCAUCGUCAAAUCUACAGGCUAAAGAAAAUGGUGAAACUCGGUCGAAAAAUUGUCUCUUGUUGGGUUCCAAGAAAAGCAAUUCUUGUCGAAAAUGCAUUGAAGAUGUUAAUCAAUUUAAAGAGAAUGUUCCUAGGCAGACAUCAAAUAGAUCGAAGAAAUCUUCCAACACUCAAACCACGUGUCAAGUCGCAUCAGAAUCACCUAUUACGCAUUCAAACGUUGAUGAAAACCAUGAAGAAUCUACCGAUUGUAUUAUUCUUACGGAUCUUAGUUACGGAGCAAUGAAUCCUCAGCUUGCACGAGACAAAAGAUCAGUCGACAGAAGUGUAGAAUCUCAUAACGGAGAAAUCCAUCAACUGGAAGGGCCAACUGUGCAAAAUAAAAGUAAAAAGCCGAAGGUAUCAAAACGUGAAGAUGACGAAAAUGACAUAAAUGACCUGGAGCUGGCGCAGCGCUUUUUGAAGAAGGAACUAACUCGAAAAAAAACGCUUAGGCAACAACUCCAUCGGGAUUUAGUGAAUCACAAAAAGCAUAAAGAAAUGGCUCGUUCUAUUUUAAAGGCAGCGGAAAAAUUGAAACAAAUAAUGGCCGAAAAAGCAAAACGACCUCGUGUCAAAUAUGUUCGCCCCUUAAUGCCAUGCGAGAAAUGCGGUAGAAUGGUAAGGGUUGCGCGAAUGAAAUUACAUCUUAAAAUUCACGAUGGAUACAAGCCCCACGUGUGCGAAGUAUGCGGUCGAGGAUUUGCUAAUAAAUCAGGUCUCAAAAGCCACUCUCGCUUCAAUCAUCUCGGAGUGCCUAAACCUUUCAUGUGUAGCACUUGCGGACACAUGUGUACAAAUAAGAAAACAUUGGAAAUUCACGAAAUGACUCACACCGAUGCAAGGCCGUUUUCAUGCUCAAUUUGCGACAAGACAUAUCGAUCAAAAGCCAAUCUUAAUAAACACAAAAGAUCUCAUACAGGCGAAAAGCCCUACACGUGCACAGUUUGCGCAAAGUCGUAUUCUCACAGUAAAUCCCUUAAGAAACACUUUAGCAGACAUCAUGAAAAUGUGGGACCUGACGGCACCAUCGAUCCACAUAUAGGAUAUACGCGGAGGAAAGCUGGUCCAACAAGCGAUAAACGUCACUCGUGCACCAUUUGUGGAAAAGCCUACUUUGAGAAACAAGAAUUGUUAAGACACGUCAAAAGAUUUCACGAAAAUGGAGGAACUCCAAUAAAUCGAGGAACACGAACACGAAUCGUAGUCCCACGUUAUCACUGCGAGGUUUGCCAACAAAAAUUUUGCCGCGUCUUGGCUUUUGAGAGACACCGUGCGACUCAUACGGGUGCUUCUGUUGGCGCUCCUUGUGGGCAACCCGACUGUGAUUUUACGUACUCAAAUCUUAAGCAGCUUAAGGAACAUUUGAUUGAACGUCAUCCCGAGAAAGUAUUUCAUUGCGAAUUGUGCGACAAAGUUUUCUUGACGCAAUUAAAUCUAACUCUCCAUCAGUUUGUGCACAAUCCUGCGCAAGGGUUUCAGUGUACCUCUUGCCCUUUAAGAACGUCGACAAUGCACGCUCUAUCGAGACACGAAAAAAUUCAUAUGCGGGAAAGAAAUCAAGAAUGAAUCAACGAAUGCUGAAUGGAGUGAGAAGAAAAAGAAACUAUGAAAUUUAAA